AUGCUGGUCGUCUACAGUGGCAAAGGUUGGGACUGGUCGGAGAGGAAGGGCAAAGGUGGCAAGGGCAAGCACCGCCGAAAGGAAGUGAAGAAGGUCACGUUCCUCUCGGACAUGUGGCGCUAUCACCUGGAGACCAAUCAGUGGUUCCCAAUCCGCUACGAUGACGGCCCCUUGGGAAGGUGGAAAGAGGGCGCCACGCCUGUUUACAACAACAGCGAACUGGUGUUGAUGGGCGGCUGCACAGAAACCUCUGUGAAGUUUGCCAGGAACGACCUUUGGGUCUUUACACCAGUUCGGGGUGGCGGUUCGUGGAGGAGGGUGCACACGUCCAAUCCACCAGUCGCCAGGCGUGGUCAUGUCCUCGUGGCCAACCAUUCGCACCUGAUCAUGUUCGGUGGCAAGACGACUCAUCGUCGGGAAGAGAGGGCUUUCGAAGAGAUGGAAGAAGAUAUCCCAGAUUUGGAUUAUACGCCACAGCCGGGGGAGAAGUGCCUGGUUGACCUGUGGGUCAUCUCCAAAGACGAGGUGCUCAAAGGCAGCUCCACGGACGAACCUCCUAGGUGGCAGGAAGGUGCGCCAUUCCCGGCGGGCUGCAGAUGGGGUGGCACUGGCUCUUUCCUUCGCGACUAUCUCGGAAAGAAGUACUUGGCCAUGUUCGGUGGUCGCCACUUGAGUGCCGGGAGUGUGGAGCACCAGGCGAGCAGUAAAUACGUGUACUACAACGACCUCUGGCUCUACGACUUCUUGCAGGAUGGUUGGUACCAGGCCCCCACCAAGGGUGCCAGGCCCUGUCCUCGGGAUCAUCACGGAGCAGCCACCUUGAACGACAAGCUCUACAUCUACGGCGGCCGUCGCUCCGAAGAGCGGUCGGGGCACGCGGUGCUGGCCGACGUCUGGAGCUACGAUAUCAACACACUCACCUGGACGGAGCACAUUCCGCUGGGUACAGCUCCCAGCGCUCGAUUCAUGCCAGGAGUGUCGGACAUCCUGUACCAGGGAAAGCAGCACCUGGCGGUUUUCGCAGGUGAGACGUUGCCUGGCUCGACGAAGAGGACAACGCUGAAUGACCUCUGGGUUUUCGACCCUUCCUCGGCCGUGUGGACGGAACUUUUUGCGCCAACCUGCGAAGAAAAGCCAGUCCCGGAAGAGUACAUCAGCUGGAGCACGCAAGGAAGCUCAGCUCCGAGAGACAGGGAAAUCGGCUGCCUGGCUCUGGUGUUCUGCUUCGGGCCAGCGCUGUACCUGGGCAUCAAGCAGCUGGUGAGGCCAUCACAGGCCCGGGAAAUGUCGGAACCCUUUCUCACCUGA
Messenger RNA from Symbiodinium sp. CCMP2592, 1308 nucleotides. The record is from the annotation of a GenBank genome assembly. Lineage: Eukaryota; Dinophyceae; Suessiales; Symbiodiniaceae.